AUGGAAACCAACACUUUCGAGAUUCUUGAAAUUUGCGGAGACGGUACAUUUGGCAUUGUAUACAAAGCUAAACAAAAGUCAGCAGAAACAUUAGUUGCUAUUAAAAGAGCUAAGGAAGUUAAAUAUGAGAGACCUGUACAAGAACGGAUUGCAAGCGAGAUAGAAAUUUUACGCAAAGUUCAACAUGAAAAUAUCAUAUCAAUAUUUUCUUUGGAAGAACCAGUAGAAAUAACAUCUUCGCUAUCAUUUUCUAAAUUAUUGAAUAUCAAACUUAAUAUUAAUGCAAUUGUAUUUCCUUAUUGUCCUCUAACAUUAAAAUCUUUACUAAAAGACUAUGUUCUUGCACUACAUGAAAUCAAGUCUUGCAUUUGGAUGAUACUCAAUGGUGUCGUUCAUAUUCAUAGUAUUGGUGUAAUACAUAGGGAUUUAUCACCAAGUAAUAUAUUAAUUAGUGACUCAGGUGUUAUCAAGAUUUCUGAUUUCGGGAUAGCAUGGACGGAUUCUAAUAAUCAUGAACCUAGAGGUAAAAUGAAAUUCGAAGUGGGAACAAGAUAUUAUCGUGCUCCGGAACUUCUUUACUCAACUGAUAACUAUUCUAAUGCAAUUGAUUUAUGGUCACUUGGAUGUAUCUUUGCUGAAUUCUUUACAAAACCUGCUAGCUCACCAUUGUUUCAUAGUGAAAAUGAUAUUGAACAAUUAAGUGAAAUAUUUCGUAUAUUAGGAGUCCCCAAUGAAUCUACUUGGCCUAUUACUUUUGUUAAUAAAGAUUGUGACGGACUAACAAUUAAACAAUUACCUAGAGCAAAGCCCCAGGAUGUACAAUUUAUCUCAAAAUUUCUAAAAUAUCCAUCUAUGGAAAGAAUGACAGCCGGCAAAGCGCUUUUAGAUCCUCUAUUCGAUGCUGACGAUUUUUCAAAGUUUUAUAUUAAUAUUCAAGAUCUUAAGAAAU
Molecule: messenger RNA, 949 nt
Organism: Dentiscutata erythropus
Lineage: Eukaryota; Fungi; Glomeromycota; Glomeromycetes; Diversisporales; Gigasporaceae
Source: the annotation of a GenBank genome assembly